UAAUGGUUACCAUAUAUAACACGUGGAAACAAGGAGGAGGAAGAAGAAGAAGAAGAAGAAGAAAAACAAAAGGUUGUUUGUCUGGCAACAAGAAAACCAGUUUCAUUCUCUUUGCUCCGAUAUUCACGAAGAGAGGGAGAGAAAUAGAAAUCUAAAUAUAUAUAAUAUUUUUUAUAUCGAUCUAUGCAACCGUCGCUAAAGGCUUGGAUUCGAGACACAGGAUUAUUAGAAAUUGUUGCUAAAGGUUUCUCUAAUGAACUGGUUUGAUAAGCUGCGUUGUUCUUCUAAUCUGAGCCGCGUAAUUGCGGGACUUUUGAUCUUCAUUUUGUUUCAUUCUUUUCAAUUAAUUUCUAAUUUCUUGAUUCCUAUACACCCUUUAAAACAUUUUUAAUUUCUGGUCCAAUUUUCUCUUUUACCUCAAUUCCUAUUUCUCUCUUAUCUAUCGAUUUGCUUGUGAUCUCUCUCGCAAAAUCAACAAUGGAUGGCACCGACGUCUCCUCGUCUCUCCGCGAUCUCCUUCUCGACGGCACUUUUGCCUCACAUAUUGAGAGGCAAAAUAGUUCACCACCUUCUGUCAUCGUGAUUGGUGCUGGUAUUUCAGGGCUUGCUGCUGCAAGAGUCCUCUAUGAUGCAUCCUUUAAGGUCAUCUUGCUUGAAUCACGUGAUAGACUUGGUGGCCGAAUUCAUACUGACUAUUCAUUUGGUUACCCAGUGGAUUUGGGAGCAUCAUGGCUACAUGGUGUCUGCAAUGAGAAUCCUUUGGCUCCGCUCAUACGCUCUUUGCGGCUCACAUUAUACAAGACUAGUGGUGACAACUCUGUGUUAUAUGACCAUGAUCUGGAGAGUUGUACACUAUUUGAUAUGAAUGGACAUCAGGUUCCAAAAGAGCUGGUCAUAGAAGUUGGAGAUAUAUUUAAGAGAAUACUCAAGGAGACGGAGAGAAUAAGAGAUGAACACCCUGAUGACAUGUCUAUCCUCCAAGCAAUUAAGCUUGUGUUAGAUAGGCAUUCAGAACUAAGGCAAGAAGGAAUUGCAAAUGAAGUGUUGCAAUGGUACAUUUGUAGGAUGGAAGCUUGGUUUGCUGUAGAUGCUGAUAUGAUAUCACUGAAAAUGUGGGAUCAGGAGAAUGUUCUUUGUGGUGGUCAUGGACUUAUGGUACAAGGCUAUGACCCUAUAAUAAAGGCUCUUGCAAAAGACAUUGAUAUACGCCUGAAUCACAAGGUUACAAAGAUAUGCAAUGCGCUCAACAAGGCGAUGGUUGUGGUUGAAGAUGGGAGGAACUUUAUAGCUGAUGCUGUUAUUGUAACAGUACCUCUUGGAAUUCUUAAAGCAAAUUUAAUUCAGUUUGAACCUAAGUUGCCAGACUGGAAGGUUGCUGCAAUUUCAGACCUGGGAGUUGGCAGUGAAAAUAAGAUUGCACUGCAAUUUGAUGAAGUAUUUUGGCCAAAUGUGGAACUCUUGGGCAUUGUUGCACCCACUUCUUAUGCUUGUGGUUAUUUUCUUAAUCUACACAAGGCAACUGGCCAUCCUGUACUUGUCUAUAUGGCUGCUGGAAGAUUUGCGUAUGAUCUUGAGAAGCUAUCUGAUGAGUCUGCUGCAACUUUCGUGAUGCUACAGCUCAAGAAAAUGUUUCCUCAUGCCACGGACCCGGUUAGGUAUCUUGUAACACGAUGGGGAACAGACCCGAAUUCACUUGGUUGUUAUACAUAUGACGUGGUUGGAAAGCCGGACGAUCUCUACGAUAGGCUUCGUGCACCCUUAGGUAAUCUUUUCUUCGGAGGGGAAGCUGUUAGUAUGGACCACCAGGGAUCUGUGCAUGGAGCUUACGCAUCAGGUCUUAUGGCUGCCGAGAACUGUCAGAGGCAUGUAUUAGAGAAACUCGGUACUAUGGAGAAACUCCAAUUAGUACCUUUUAGGACUGCCAUUCAUGAGGCUGCAAUUCCCCUUCAAAUCUCAAGGAUGUAAAUCUUUCAUUUCAUGAAGUAUGGAUAUGCUUUAGGAUUUUGUACUAAUAAAAUCGGUGACAUUUGAUUUUCAUCUAGACAAAAUUUAUUAUCAAGCUCUCCAACUUUUUAAUUUUA
Ricinus communis (castor bean) is the source of this 2081-nucleotide messenger RNA. RefSeq names its product probable polyamine oxidase 4. The transcript is spliced from 10 exons. Bases 478 to 1965 code for a protein of 495 amino acids. Gene Ontology annotation, cellular component: peroxisome. Gene Ontology annotation, molecular function: polyamine oxidase activity. Gene Ontology annotation, biological process: polyamine catabolic process. The record is from RefSeq and is a predicted model, not a curated record. NCBI's taxonomy places the organism in Eukaryota, Viridiplantae, Streptophyta, Magnoliopsida, Malpighiales, Euphorbiaceae.